AUGUUGCGUAGUGUCCUAUCCCGCUUUCCAUCGAGAAACUCGCUUUCCACCCUGCAAGCUUCACCACAAUCACCCAAGGAAGCCCGAAAGUGGGUUAGCCGUAAUUGGCCAGGGAAACCUUUACAGCAUCCAACUAAAGUCCCCCAGCAACCGCACCGACUCGUAUUGCUGGCAGACCCAUCAUCCAUUACAAUCAACCAACAAACGGUGCAACUGCUUGAAAGGUUGUCACUUGUAAAUCUGGAUAGCAAACAAGCAUUGGAAACGUUACAGGACUCAAUCGAGUUCGCGUCGCGUAUCAUUCCCAUCGAUACAGACGACGUGGAACCGUUGUACAGUGUGCUGGAGCGGGAAAAGCUUGCACUGCGUACCGACACCGUCGAUGACGGGGACCGGCAGACCGAGGUACUGCAAAACGCGGCCCUGGUGGAGGAGGAAUACUUCGUAGCACCGCCUGGAAACAUUCCGCUCGAACAGGCAGGACAAUCGUAUCUUUAG
Messenger RNA from Anopheles maculipalpis, 498 nucleotides. RefSeq names its product glutamyl-tRNA(Gln) amidotransferase subunit C, mitochondrial-like. The record is from RefSeq and is a predicted model, not a curated record. Gene Ontology annotation, biological process: mitochondrial translation; regulation of translational fidelity; glutaminyl-tRNAGln biosynthesis via transamidation. The transcript is spliced from 2 exons. The coding region runs from base 1 to 498 and encodes 165 amino acids. Gene Ontology annotation, molecular function: glutaminyl-tRNA synthase (glutamine-hydrolyzing) activity. NCBI's taxonomy places the organism in Eukaryota, Metazoa, Arthropoda, Insecta, Diptera, Culicidae. Gene Ontology annotation, cellular component: mitochondrion; glutamyl-tRNA(Gln) amidotransferase complex.